AUGGCCAUCAGUACUCGUAUUUUACUAUUCCUUCCAGAACACACAUUCUUCCAAGGCUGUGAAGACCACACAUACUCUGUCUACGCGGUUCUUGAUGGCAACAACGUAGAAGGGCUUUCAAGCGAAAUCGUUGUCAAGGGUAGGGGAAGUAAACGCGCAACCAACCUGAAGGCUACAGUGGUUGAUUCGGAAAACGUCAGGCUUACGUGGACUGUGGAAAAUGAACGAUGCCCGACUACAGAGAUGUUUAUAGAAGCAAGGCCUGCUGAGGGAGAACUGAUCACCCAGAAGAUUGCAGACACUUUGAGAGAAACAACGCUUUCUUUGCCCACAUGUCAACUUUAUGGGAUUGUCAUCGUAAGUGGGGUGCAACCGGAGGAAAGAUCAAACCCUGUCGUGAACCUCGUGGUUGAAAAUGUUUCCCCAAAGCAUCAAAAGAUCAAGUGGACGGCCCCCUCGGUGGAAGUAGCGUGUCUCCACACCUAUUUCGUUAAACAGCUGCUCGACGGACGCCAAGUUACAGAACUGACCAUCCAACCACUUCCAAAGCAAACGUCAUUUGAGGCCCUUUUCGAAGUCUCGCCAGGAUGUAAUACAUACACCUAUAAAGUUCAGAUACGGGCAUAUCCUGGUAACAUUGAAGGCCCUGAAGUCCUGAUCGAAAAGAAGACUAUAACCUCUCCCAUUAAACCGGAGGAGCUUACUGUUACCUCGACCGGCGCUUCAGCUGAGGCCAUGGUGUCAUGGAAGUACAAUGCUCCGUGCAAAGCAACCGGAUACGAUGUGACGGUAUAUGAUGAGUCCGGGCGAAUAAUUCGCACUGAACGGUCGACAACUGAGCAAAUACGUAUCCAAAGGCUUCCGACUUGUGCCCAUCUCUUUGUCGGUGUGCGUACCCGUGUUGAUAAUAUCAGUGGUCCAGAAUCAGAAGUUAAAGAAGUCGUCAUAAAUGAACUUCAAAUGAUCGUCGAGGAUUUAAUGGUCGAAAACGUGGGUGACAAUUACCAAAAGGUUACCUGGAAACCCGCUCCCGUAUCAUCUUAUGUAUGUCGUCGAAACUACGUGGUAACACAGCUUCGUGCUGCAAGUAAUGACCAACCGACGGUUGUCAAGGUUAAAGUCGCCGAAAAAUCUGAACUAAUAUUUAAUACCCACCCCGGAUGCAAUACUUACACGUACGAGAUCGUUCCAAUUGAGGAGAGCACAGGAGAAACUAGAGGUACUCCUGCUAGCCUGACAAGAAGAUCCCAACCGCCAAAACUACAUGCUCCGACUGGGGUUGAAGUUGAGCAACAGCAAGGAGGUUUGGUUAAAAUAAGCUGGAGGAAAGUGAACCAUGAAAUAAGCUGUGGGGUUUUGACGUACGCUGUCUACGCCAACAAAACUAUGGGGAACGAUUAUACAAGGGUACCAGCGGCAGCGAUUGAGACGGAGAAAGUCGUGCAGCUUGAUCAAUGUACGGAUUAUAUCGUUUACGUUGAGUCAAUCAGAACCAUGGACAACCAAAUAGAGCGCGUUCAAUCUGAUGCAGUGCGUCUCAGAACAAAGGUAGAAAAACCUGCUCCCAUCGUUUCGCUGGCUGUAACUGAGAGUAAAGCAACAUCACAGAAACUGACCUGGGCUGCACCAACAAACCAGCUGAAAUGCGCAUGGUACGAGCUUUUGAAAGAGAAGGCUAGUAAUUCCGGCCAUCCGGUAGUCGUGCGCUUGGACCUCGUGGACACUUCAUACGAAUUCCAACACCUGACACCUGGGACUGCUUACAAGUACAAAAUUCGUGUUGUUGCUGACGGAAUUGCAGGAGACUAUUCGGAACAGGUUAUUCAAGCGACGCACACUUCCGCGGAAGAUGUUAUUGAGGGCGAAGGAAAUUCGCCCCUAGUGGUCAUCAGUUCUGUGGAUUCAAGGACAGUCUUAGUGAAGCUAGAUCUGUCCACAUUAAAUUCGGUCAAAGGCGUACAAGCAAUCACGCUCCUUGUAGAGCCACUGGUAGAACUUCCAAAAAAACCCUCACAGGCUUACAAAAAUUCAGCGUUUCCAAACUCCUUAAAUGAGGUGAACAAAAAAACGGUACCAAUACGCCCGAUCCUAUCGCUACCAGGGCCACCCGCGUACAGCAUUUCAAGAGAACUACAGAACCGGCUCAGGCCUCUCACCUACGCGCCGCAAUGUUCAGUCGAAAAUGCAGGACAAUUUCUGAAGAGAGUAAAAACCAUGAAAUUGGAAAAAGACAAAACAAUAGUGUCCUUCGACGUAAAAUCGCUGUUCAUAUCGAUUAAUCUGAAUACAGCAAAGAGGAUGGUGGCUGACCUACAGGACAACCCUGAAACCAGCAACGGAACGCUUGGAAAAGAAAUGAACAAACCACUGAAUCUAAGUUUGACAAUUUAUUUUGAGUUCAAUGCUUGGGAUCGUAAAAUCUCAAGUGGGAAGGGCCCCUGGGAAGUACUUGUUUGGCAACAGCGAAUCCAAUCGGGUGUGAAUAAUGGCCAAAUCCUGGAGAGCCACACUUUCACUGAUAUCCUCUUCCAACUUGGACGGUAUGGUGUCGGAUGUGAUAAAUCACUCCCAUGCACAAAUAUUCCACUCCUACCUGGGACGCGUUACAGUUCCAUACCCUCGAUUCUAUUCACGCCGGCUAUCAGCCUCUACGGUGUGAAUCGCAGUUCCCGUCUUAAAACUUCCACAUUCUCCAGAUCUAUUCUAUGUCCCGUGUCUAAGGCAUGUACUGCCAUCACUGAGUCUUUGACCAGCGUUUGGCAUUCAUCUGCAUUCCUUGGUGGUUUUUCCAUACCCUCGAUUCUAUUCACGCCGGCUAUCAGCCUCUACGGUGUGAAUCGCAGUUCCCGUCUUAAAACUUCCACAUUCUCCAGAUCUAUUCUAUGUCCCGUGUCUAAGGCAUGUACUGCCAUCACUGAGUCUUUGACCAGCGUUUGGCAUUCAUCUGCAUUCCUUGGUGUCCCUGGUGUUUUCAACCAGCAAGAGUUCUUUCAACUGCAUCAAAACAGCGUAGCGUUUUCUCCUUCUGAAAAGCUGCUCGAAUGUUGA
Opisthorchis viverrini is the source of this 3048-nucleotide messenger RNA. RefSeq lists its product as hypothetical. The transcript has 16 exons. Lineage: Eukaryota; Metazoa; Platyhelminthes; Trematoda; Opisthorchiida; Opisthorchiidae. The record is from RefSeq and is a predicted model, not a curated record. Gene Ontology annotation, molecular function: protein binding. Bases 1 to 3048 code for a protein of 1015 amino acids.